CUCAUCAAAUAAUUACCCAGAGGCCAAAGCAUCCUCUCAUCUUCCCCAAUACUCUUCAACACUUCACAAUCCAGCAUGGCUUCUACUUCUGGGAACUCCAUCCUCGUAACUUUCCUUGUGGCUCUCACAUUCUCAAGCAUGAUGAUGAGUUCGAGUGUCGUAGCUGGUCGUCAUCUUCUGCAAACGACACAGCCUUCGAUACCAAACAUGCCUGGAAUUCCAAGUAACUUGCCUAAGCCAACAGGAUUACCACCUUUGCCUUCAAUCCCAAUAACAAUGCCGCAGCCAAACAAUGUUCCUCCUUUGCCCACAAACAUUCCGAAUCUUCCUUCCAUGCCUACCAUUCCGACAGUGCCGCAGGUUUCUCUUCCUCCAUUGCCAUCAUCCUUCCCAAACAUUCCCUCCAUUCCCACCAUCCCUACCACUAUGCCCUCCAUUCCAUUCCUCUCUCCUCCUCCUUCCAAUUAAUCUCAUCAAAUCGUUCGCUUAUUCACUGCACUGUGUUGGUUGCUUUGAUCGGAUCCGUAGUAGUUAUCCAGCACACACACAUCUAAUUCGACCAUUUGUAUGGGCUUUGAUUAUACUCUUCUUCUGUCUCUGUAUGUGAGUGACAGUUGUAUGUGAUCCUAUAUUUUAUUUGUUUUCUUUUUCAGUUUUUUGGGUAUUAUUCUGGUGUGGAUUUCUUGUUAUUGAUGAUACUAUUGUUUAUGAUACAUCUUAUUAUACAAUGAUUCUGUUCUGAUAA
Prosopis cineraria is the source of this 745-nucleotide messenger RNA. RefSeq lists its product as uncharacterized. The record is from RefSeq and is a predicted model, not a curated record. Lineage: Eukaryota; Viridiplantae; Streptophyta; Magnoliopsida; Fabales; Fabaceae. The transcript has a single exon. Bases 76 to 468 code for a protein of 130 amino acids.